ACUUUCUUUAUAGUAAUUGUUUGUAUUUAAGAAAUUAUUCUCCUUUUCUUCUGUUUCAACGGGCGAGGUUUUUGCGAAUAAAGCAAAGCUUUUAAUUUAUUUUUUUGGUCUUUUAAUUCGUGUUUUGUGUGAAAUUUUUUUUGUAUUUUUUUAUAAAGUUUUUGUAUUUUUUUUUCAUUUAUUAUUCGAUGAGCUACAGUCUGAUUCCCGCCAGUUUGUUAGAAUCAGAGAGAUGCUUGUAGAAGAAAGAGGAUAUGGAUGAGGUGAAGUUCGAGGAGUGCUGCCUUGAGAAUAAGCAAUCAACAGCUGCUUCGAGCUCAUCUUUAUCGGAAGGUAGUGGCAGUGCUAUUGUUAAAUCUCCUGCAGUAUCGAGCCCGGCAACAGCUUCACCGACUCAUAGGAGGACAACGGGGCCAAUAAGGCGAGCAAAAGGUGGCUGGACUCCAGAGGAGGAUGAGACAUUAAGAAAUGCUGUUGCUGCUUUUAAGGGAAAGAGUUGGAAGAAAAUAGCUGAGUUUUUCCCGGACAGAUCAGAAGUUCAAUGCCUGCAUCGAUGGCAGAAGGUUCUUAAUCCUGAUCUUGUUAAAGGACCUUGGACCCAAGAGGAGGAUGAUAAAAUUACAGAGUUGGUGGAAAAAUAUGGACCCACAAAAUGGUCUGUCAUAGCAAAGUCUUUGCCCGGUCGUAUAGGGAAACAAUGUCGAGAAAGGUGGCACAAUCAUUUGAAUCCUGAUAUAAAAAAGGACGCUUGGACAUUAGAGGAGGAAAUGGAACUCAUGAAUUGCCAUCGCGUACAUGGGAACAAAUGGGCUGAAAUUGCUAAAGUUCUGCCUGGAAGGACCGAUAAUUCUAUUAAGAAUCAUUGGAAUAGUUCCUUGAAGAAAAAAUUAGAUUUCUACUUGGCUACAGGAAGACUUCCUCCAGUUAUAAAGAGUGAUGUUUUUUCUUCACGGAAAUUGCCAUUAGUCGUGAACAAUGGUAACCAAAUCGGAAACGAAGAUAUGAAUAUACUUUCCGUCUUCAACAUAAACAAAGAAUCUGAUUCGAUGGCACAAACUUCAUCAGGAACUACUGAUGCUUGUAAGCUAGAAGAAGAUGGUAAGGAUCGGUUAGAGUCAUCAGCUCUGGUGCGAGAUAUGGCAACUUCAUCAAGUGCUCUUCCAAACGAGUCCACUGAUUCUGAAGGUGUAGAAUAUAAAUCUAAGUCAUGUAAUGCAGAUCUUAGUUGCUGUGACUCAGAGUCGCUAAAAAAAUGCAAAAGUAAUGGGAUCAACUAUGGAAUUGGUAAAGACACAGCUGCUGGGUCUCGAUUGCACUUUGGAAUAUCAACUUAUGGUUCUUUGUAUUAUGAGCCACCAAAAUUUGAAACUUGUACCACCAUAGAUUUGGAUCCUUCUGUUAGCCGUCAUGUCCAGCAUGAGCAUCAUUCUACCCCUAUUGCUUCUCCUAUUAGUUUCUUCACUCCACCUUGUGUGAGGAGUAAUAGCUUAAGUUCCCAAAGCCCUGAAUCUAUACUGAGAAUUGCUGCCAAGAGCUUUCCCAACAUUCCAUCCAUAUUUAGAAAAAGAAAAACGGGGAGUGACAUACAUCUGCUUCAAAGUAAAAGUGGAAAAGUAUGUCAGGGAUCUGCCGAGGGAAGGCUACAGGUGCCUAGUGAUUGCGGAAGAGCUAAAGAUACUCAUGAGAAGACAGAGUCUCAAAACGGAAGUCUUCAUCACAGUCCUCUAGUACCAGAUAUUAGCACCAUUGGGCCUGAUGGAAAAGCUUUUAACGCAUCUCCUCCAUACAGGUUGAAAUCCAAAAGAACUGCUGUUUUUAAGUCUGUAGAGCGACAACUGGAGUUCACUUUUGACAAGGACAGAUGUGAUGGUGCCAAAUCUGUGGGAUUAUCUGCAAAUGGAAGUUCACUUGUCACUGACGAUUGUUCUCAUGCUGCAAAGUUGGGAGUGACCUAACCAAAACCUGGAUGCAGAAUGCUCAUACACUUGGAGUUGGCUAACAAAAUCCUCUUCAUGGAAAUUGAACUUUGAAUAUUGUGAAGCAGUUUGAUCGUGACAUUUUACUUCAAUACCACUCGGAUCAAUCAUCUUGCAAAUGUGUGCACUCCAUCCUUUUCCUGUAUAUUUUGGAAUUCUUUCGACUCUUAUUUCUUCUUCAAAUGUCUUUUUUUCUUACAUAUUACAUAGAUAGACGAUAGUUAUGAUGAGCAAAAGAAAGAAUUAGGUGUCUGGUAUGUGCAGAAAUAAGAGAUGAUAGGUUUCAAUUAGUUCCAAGUGUAACACCAUUGUAUUGUAUAGACUCCACUUUUACGAUUACUCGAAAGAAUGCUAAAGUGGCUUCUUAUUUUGUGUUCACAGCCUUAUUGAUUUUCUAUGACAUUUAACUUGCUCGA
Mercurialis annua (annual mercury) is the source of this 2392-nucleotide messenger RNA. RefSeq names its product transcription factor MYB3R-3. Gene Ontology annotation, molecular function: RNA polymerase II cis-regulatory region sequence-specific DNA binding; DNA-binding transcription factor activity, RNA polymerase II-specific. NCBI's taxonomy places the organism in Eukaryota, Viridiplantae, Streptophyta, Magnoliopsida, Malpighiales, Euphorbiaceae. Bases 255 to 1955 code for a protein of 566 amino acids. The record is from RefSeq and is a predicted model, not a curated record. The transcript is spliced from 9 exons. Gene Ontology annotation, biological process: regulation of DNA-templated transcription. Gene Ontology annotation, cellular component: nucleus.